UUUUAUUUUUUAAUGACCAUGUUCUAAUCUAAAUAAUAUUAUGGAAGAUUUUACCAAUAAUCCUGGUAUAGUUGUUAUACGUGCGAAACCGGAAGGACAAAGAAAAACUUUUAAACCCAAAGUUAGAUCUUUAAAUAAAAUACCUGAUGAUUUGUUGAAUGAUCCCCUGCUAAACAGGGCUUGCGCGGCUUUACCAGAAAAUUAUAAUUUCGAAAUACACAAGACGAUAUGGAGAAUACGGUCUACAGCGGCAAAACGCGUGGCCCUACAGAUGCCUGAAGGUCUAACUAUGUUUGCAACGACCCUCUGUGACAUAAUAGAAACAUUCACCGAAGCCGAUACUGUGAUAAUGGGAGAUGUGACAUACGGAGCCUGCUGUAUAGAUGACUUCACUGCUGUGGCACUCGGUGUAGACCUCCUUGUGCACUAUGGACACUCUUGCCUAAUUCCCAUAGAUCAAACUAGUAGUAUUAAGGUUCUGUACAUAUUUGUGGAUAUAAAAAUUGAUCCGUCACAUUUCAUAGAAACAAUAAAAGUAAACUUUCCAUCUAAAACUCAUUUAGCAUUAGUUAGCACAAUUCAAUUCGUAACCACUCUACAUUCUGUAGCUAAGAAUCUUCGUAUUGAAGAAUACAUGGUUACAGUGCCACAAACUAAACCCCUUUCACCAGGAGAGAUACUAGGAUGCACUGCUCCUAAAUUACAAGCAGAUGCAAUUGUUUAUUUAGGAGAUGGAAGAUUUCAUUUAGAAUCUAUAAUGAUAGCGAAUCCUACAAUAAGUGCCUACAAAUAUGAUCCAUAUGAUAAAAAAUUUACAAAAGAAGAAUAUGAUCAUGUUCUCAUGAAGGCCAACAGACAGAAGCAAGUGAAGACUGCGGAGUCUGCAAGUAAUUUUGGCCUUAUUCUUGGCACUCUUGGAAGACAGGGCAGCACAAAAGUGUUAGCAAAUUUAGAAAAGCAAUUAUCAAACUCUGAUAAACAUUAUGUAAAGAUAUUGCUAUCAGAGAUUUUUCCUAGCAAACUUGCCUUAUUUGGACUGGAUGCAUUUGUUCAGGUAGCCUGUCCCAGAUUGUCUAUCGACUGGGGUACAGCAUUCCCAAAACCAUUAUUAACGCCUUAUGAAUUUGCAGUGAGUUUAGGCAAAACAAAAUGGUUGAAAGACGAUGGUACUUAUCCAAUGGAUUUCUAUUCUAAUGACAGUUUAGGACCAUGGACACCAAAUUACAAACCUGUGUUGUGUUCAGACAAUAUUAAAGAAUGUGAUAAUUGCUGUGGAAAAAAGGACAAGUGAAAACUCACUGGAACAUCUGGUGGAAUAACGGCUGCAGUUUCACGAGCCUGAGUGAAUACUUGGGAAUCCAAGAAUUUAGAGGGAAAUACUUCUGCAAAAUUCUUAACUCUGACUUUUCUGGUAUCACGUCUGCAAAACAUUAAUUAGAAAAAUAAUUAUGUUUAUAAUUUAUUCUACUUAAGUAUUUUAUUGUUAGUAUUUGUUGAAUAUCUACUUAAUUUUUAAUAUUAAAAAUAAAUAAUGAAUGUUAGUAAAUGCAUUUCAAUAACUAAAACAGAGAACAUUAUUUUAUCACUUGUGAUUUUUUUUAUUUUAUUAUACUAAUGUCAAAACCUGGUUGAAGAAAUUAAUAAAAUAUCUCAUAUUGAAUCCCAAAAAGUCGUUUGCCUAUUAGAUACAU
Bombyx mori (domestic silkworm) is the source of this 1691-nucleotide messenger RNA. It is a transcript of the gene Dph1, whose product is annotated as diphthamide synthesis protein. Gene Ontology annotation, biological process: protein histidyl modification to diphthamide. The record is from RefSeq and is marked provisional. Gene Ontology annotation, molecular function: 2-(3-amino-3-carboxypropyl)histidine synthase activity. Lineage: Eukaryota; Metazoa; Arthropoda; Insecta; Lepidoptera; Bombycidae.